AUGGAAGAUGAGAAGCACAUUGGUUUUUACGAAAAAGUUGUUAUGAUUCGUGUAAUUAUUAAAGAGGAUCCUUGUGGACUCGGUAUGCCAUUAAAAGUGUUAACAAUGAAUGAGUACGGCAGGCACCUUCUUAGUGGGCCAAGUAUUAUGCAUAGGUUUUUACAAGCGCGUCUAAGAACUUUACGGGAGAGUAGGUGCCACCACUUUCAGCUGGCAGGAACUCGUGAAAAUUCAGCGACAUCUCCUGUCUUUUGUAUGAGUGUCGAUCCCGCGGAGCAGAAAUAG
Messenger RNA from Enterobius vermicularis (human pinworm), 285 nucleotides. The record is from the annotation of a GenBank genome assembly. NCBI's taxonomy places the organism in Eukaryota, Metazoa, Nematoda, Chromadorea, Rhabditida, Oxyuridae.